CCGGGGCGCGCGCGCGCGUGCGCGGGGCGGGCGGGGCCGAUGUCGGGCCCGUUCGAGGAGCGCAGCGGGGUCGUGCCCUGCGGGACGGCCUGGGGCCGCUGGUACCAGACCCUGGAGGAGGUGUUCAUCGAGGUGCAGGUGCCGCCGGGCACCCGCGCCAAGGACGUGUCCUGCAACCUGCAGAGCCGGCACAUCGCGCUCUCGGUGCGGGGCCGGGAGGUGCUGCAGGGUAAACUUUUUGACUCUACAGUAACUGAUGAAGGAACAUGGACGUUAGAAGACAGGAAGCUGAUAAGAAUUAUUCUAAUGAAGACAAAUAGAGAUGCUGGAAAUUGCUGGACAUCUCUGCUAGAAAAUGAAUAUGCUGCUGAUCCUUGGGUACAGGACCAGAUGCAAAGGAAACUUACACUGGAGAGAUUCCAAAGAGAGAACCCUGGAUUUGACUUCAGUGGAGCAGAAAUUUCUGGAAAUUACAGCAAAGGAGGACCAGACUUUUCUAGUCUUGAAAAGUAAACUUUUUAUCUGUGUUCUUUGAGAAGAAUUACACAUUAUGCUUAAAGACUGGAAUCAUGUAACUGGUGAAGACUUCAGUGAUCUGAAGUCAAGUAAUUACUACAGACUGUAGUCAAGUAAUUACAUCAGUGAAAAUUAAGAUUUCUUCCAGUAGAAUGAAGACAAAGUGUUACUAGCUGAUGUAUAAGUUGUGAUAAUUUUCUAAUACUAAGGGACAAACCAGAGAAAGGUGUACACCAGAAAGUAACAUGUUUAAGCAGAAUGUUUGUUAUGGGUUGUUUGGGUUUCUUGGGGUUUUUUUUAGAAACAUGAUAGUAAACCAUUCAGUUAUGAAUAUACCACUUGUCUUUAUGCAAGAAUAUCAUCUUCACCAUUGAAGAAAGGAUCAUAUGAGCAAGAUAUUUAAUAUUUUCUCUGAACUUGCAAUGGGAAGGGUAUUAGGAUGGCUACAGUUACAUUUUUCCCCCUGUAGCAGCUCUAUAGGAACUCAUUAAUGUCAUUGUAAAACAGUGGUUUAAAUAAACUACCGUAUCUUGCCUCAACAAGGUUUACAAUCCUCUGUGCUGUCAAGUAAAGCACUAAUGACUAAUACUCAAAACCAGGUAAGCACUACUAGAAAACUGAAACAUGAAAAGGUGAAAGUCUGGAUAUAAAUAAUUGUAUAUGUUCAUGUAGUAUUGCCUUUCAGUAUAAAUAUUUAAAAUUUUUACAGAUAUGAUUUGUGAAAUUAAUGGGAAGUCCCUAAGUAUGAAAUGGUAUUUUACAUCUAGUAAUUACCAACAUAUAGCACAAGUUGUUGAUAGUGUAUCUAAGAAGCUGCAGAUUUUUGUAUAUAGUUUUAAAUUUCAUAGCCACAUUUUAGACUUAGCUAUUUCAUGAUGUACUAUGUUCAUGUGCCAAUUAUGUAUCAGGAAUUUUCUAUUCCAAAUUAAGAAUUCAGCUGAGAAGCACUCCAACAACAGGAUUAUACAGGAUGAAUGCUGUAUUAACAGACUAACAGAGGAAGAAAACAUGAUUGCCAGAUCCUAUAGCGUUCUGAACUCUCAAAGUACCACCUGUGCCUAAGUCUUAAGCAAAAAUCUCACUGGAGAUCAUACUGCUGAGUUUUACUUCUAAAAUUGCAUUAUUAUUUCUGCUGGCGUAUGGCAAAAAUAAAGGAAUAGUUGAGGAAGAAUGUUUUCAUUGCAA
Apus apus (common swift) is the source of this 1701-nucleotide messenger RNA. It is a transcript of the gene NUDCD2, whose product is annotated as NudC domain containing 2. Bases 40 to 513 code for a protein of 157 amino acids. The transcript has 4 exons. NCBI's taxonomy places the organism in Eukaryota, Metazoa, Chordata, Aves, Apodiformes, Apodidae. Gene Ontology annotation, cellular component: cytoplasm. The record is from RefSeq and is a predicted model, not a curated record. Gene Ontology annotation, biological process: protein folding.